Sciurus carolinensis (gray squirrel) is the source of this 5102-nucleotide messenger RNA. Its product is annotated as TRPM8 channel-associated factor 2-like. The record is from RefSeq and is a predicted model, not a curated record. Gene Ontology annotation, biological process: negative regulation of anion channel activity. Lineage: Eukaryota; Metazoa; Chordata; Mammalia; Rodentia; Sciuridae. The transcript is spliced from 7 exons. The coding region runs from base 1497 to 3566 and encodes 689 amino acids.
UUAAACAAUUGGGUUGAUCCCCUCACCUUCGAUGAGCUUCCAUUUCAAGACAAGUGGUUUUCCACACAGGUUUGGAACCACCGCAAAUCCAAAACAGGAUAGUCAAAAUGCACCAAAACACAAGAGGGGUUGGUCGUCAUUACCAAUCCCCCCCGGGACCAAAGUAGUAACCCACUUAAUAGAAGGCUUGUCUUAGAGUCCAUCUCCCUGUGCAGUGCCUGAACACAGGGAGUGCUUAUCAACUUCCCUUCAGCCAAAGAAAGAAGUUUGGUUUGCUUGAGCACUUACCGUGGGUGGGGCCCGUUCUUUACAGCAGAGGCCUACUAGAGAUCAAAAGAGUCAAACCACGCUGUCAUGAAGCUUUAUUCCAGUGAAGAAUUAGACAAUUAGGGAACCAAUUAGAAGGUUCUCUAUCAGGUGUUGAUAAGAACCACAAGGGAAAAUAAAGCAGGGCGCAGAGAUAGCCUGCUGUGACAAGGAGCAGGUAGAGGCUCUUGUAUUUAGGGUCCACGGGGAAGGCAUAUCAGUCAGGCUGAGCCAGGAUUUGAUGGUGCUUCAAACAGAAGGAAUUGACUAUACAGAACUGAUCACACAGGGGACGAAAAAAUUGAAAUCCACACUCGGUCAUCAUAACAUGAGGAAGAGCAGGACACACAGAGGAGGGUGGUGGUGUUACUGGAGCCCAGGAGCUGUGACCACCUGGCUGGCACUGCAGCCAUGCUGCACCUGGCCAGUAGGGCUGGGUCCAUGGAUGCGAGGUCAGCGGGAGCUGGAGACUUGGAGCAGACGCAGUGGUUUUCAGCGAUUUGACCUGGAGAGGACAUGCACCUUGGGUUCUUCUUCCUUCCUGCUUUCAGCCAACAGUCUGCCAGUCUUGAGCUGAAUCCACAGGAUCCAGUGGGCAUGGAAAUCCAGGAUAUGUGUGCCAGCAAGCAAAUGGCCAGCUUGAAGGGCUUCUCUGGAAGGUAACAUGUGGAAAGACAAGUGAAGGAAGUAAAGGCAUGAGCCAUGUGGACAUCUGUCAGAAGAGGAGUCCAGGCAGAAUUAGAAGCAAGGGUGAAAACCUAAACCAAAGCCAGUUCAGUGUGUUCCAGGAAGAUCCAGGAAGCCAGAAAGAUUGGAGCUAAGUGAAUAAAGCCUGGAUCAAUAGGAGAUGAAGGUAUCUAAGAACUGAUUGUCCACCGCUAGAACCCUAGAUGUUCAUCAUGAGAUGGAGAGACGGUUUGGAAUUUGCAUAGAGGAUUGACAUGAUGUGACUUUUAUUUCCAAAGGAACCCUCUGCUUGAUGAUGACUAUAAGAAGCCAAGGUUGAAGCAGGAGAUCAAUCAAGGGGCCCCUGAAAUAGACCCUGUGAGAGGUGGUGGUGCCCUGACUAGGGUGUAGCAAUUAAGCUACCAGGAAGUGGUUCACUGUUGGGUACCCUUCAAAGGUGUGGAGAACAGCUUAGGCAGGACCAGCAGCAGCUCCUGGAAGGACUCUCUGAGCUGGACAUCCAGAUGGGGGGCGUCCCCUCUCAGUUGCUGGUACACGGGGCCCUGGCCUUCCCUCUGGGGCUGGAUGCCUCCCUCAACUGCUUCCUGGCAGCCGCCCACUAUGGCCGUGGCCGGGUGGUCCUGGCUGCCCACGAGGGCAUGCUCUGUGCUCCCAAGAUGGAGCUCUUUCUGCUCAAUGCUGUGCGCUGGCUGGCCGGAGACCAGAAGGGCAAAAUUGGGGUGAACACGAGUCUAAAAGAUCUGCAUCCCCUACUGCUGAAGCAUGGCCUGCCGUGCAAGCUGGAGUCCCAUCUGACCGGUGACGUAUGUGUCUACUGCUGCAAGGCUUACAGUGACAAAGAGGCCAAGGAGCUACAGGAGUUUGUGGCCGAGGGUGGGGGGCUGCUGAUUGGAGGCCAGGCCUGGUGGUGGGCCUCCCAGAACCCAGGCCGCUCCGCCUUGGCCGCUUUCCCUGGCAAUGUCGUCCUCAACCACUUUGGCCUCAGCAUCCUGCCUCGAACUCUCAGCCCAGGCUGUUUCCCUGUCCCUACGCCUGAGAUGAGGAGCUACCACUUCCGAAAGGCCAUGUCUGAGUUCCAGACUGUGCUGAACCACGGCGGUGGGAACUUAGAAAAGAGCAGUCUGGCAAAGCUGGGAGCAGACGGUGCCGCCUUCCUACAGAUUCCUGCACAGGGCGUUCCUGCGUAUGUCUCCUUGCACCGGCUCCUGAGGAAGAUGCUGCGACGGUCGGGCCUCCCAGCUGUGAGCAGGCAAAAUCCAGUUGCCAGUGACUCCUGUGCAGCCACCAUGCUCUGUCUGGCCACAGAGUUGGCACACUCUGGGACUGACUGCUCCCAGCUGGCUCAGGGCCUUGGCACACGGACCUGCCCCUCCCGUGUGCAGGCUUCUGAAGACCCCGUCACGGUGGAGAUCAAUGGAACCAAUCCAGGCGACGGGGAUUCCUGGGUGAGCACUGGGCUCUACCUCUUGGAAGGACAAAAUGCAGAAAUCUCCCUGUCUGAAGCUGCAGCCUCUGCCGGCCUGAAGGUACAGAUCGGCUGCCACACUGAUGACCUGACCAAGGCCAGCAAGCUCUCUCGAGCCCCUGUGGUGACUCACCAGUGCUGUAUGGACAAGACCCAACGAUCAGUCUCCUGCCUCUGGGGUGGCCUCCUCUAUGUCAUCGUGCCCAAAGGCAGUCGACUUGGCCCUGUGUCUGUCACCAUCAAGAGGGCUGUGCCUGCCCCGUACUAUAAGCUGGGUAAGACAUCUCUGGAGGAGUGGAGGAGCUGUGUCCAGGAGAACCUGGCUCCCUGGGGAGAGCUGGCCACAGACAACAUCAUCCUGACGGUGCCCACUGCAAACCUCCGGGCCCUGGAGGACCCCGCGCCUCUGCUCCGCCUCUGGGAUGAGAUGCUGCAGGCCGUGUCCCGGCUGGCCGCCCAGCCUUUCCCUUUCCGCAGACCUGAGAGGAUUGUUGCCGACGUGCAGAUCUCAGCCGGCUGGAUGCACUCGGGGUACCCCAUCAUGUGCCACCUAGAGUCGGUGAAGGAGCUCAUUGAUGAGACGGCCAUGAGAAGCUCCGGCCUGUGGGGACCCAUCCACGAGCUGGGCCACAACCAGCAGCGGCAUGGGUGGGAGUUCCCGCCCCACACCACCGAGGCCACCUGCAACCUCUGGUCCGUCUACGUGCAUGAGAUGGUCCUGGGGAUCCCCAGGGCCCGGGCCCACCCUGCUUUGAGCCCUGCCGAACGAGAGAAGAGAAUCAAGGCACAUCUGGCAAAGGGAGCCCCGCUGUGUGACUGGAACGUGUGGACAGCCCUGGAAACAUACCUGCAGCUGCAGGAGGCCUUUGGAUGGGAGCCUUUCAUAGGGCUCUUUGCUGAGUACCAGACCUUCUCUGGCCUCCCCAAAGACAACGCUAGCAAGAUGAAUCUAUGGGUGAAGAAGUUCUCUGAAAAAGUGCAGAAGAAUCUGGUUCCUUUCUUUGAGGCCUGGGGCUGGCCUGUCCAGAGGGAAGUGGCUGAGAGUCUGGCCUGCCUGCCUUGUUGGCAGGAAAACCCCAUGAGAGUAUACAGUGGCACCUGCAGGUAAAGGGCAUCUGCAGCCAGGAGGGAGACGAGGAACGAUCAUACCGCCAUGUGCCGGGAUCUCCCAGUGCCUUGACUGGUGUCCUUCUUCCCAGCCUGCCUUCCAGGUGGCGGUCAAGGCCACAAGACAAAACUGAACCGACUUUCUCAGGAACGUGCCUUGUGUUUUUUUUUAUUUUUUAUUUUUUAUUGUUUGGUUGGUUUUUCCUCCUAUCUCCACACUCAGGGGCAGACUCACUUAACCAUCACACAGCUCCAGCAGAGGUUCUGGACCGUGGGUUACCAUGAGAACCUGGUAUGGCUCCCUCAAACCUGCUGUCCCUAAGUAGGGGACUUCUUCUUCUUUGGGAAAUUUUCUGAUAGCAACAGAGACAGGCUGGUGUCGUGGCGGGAGCCCUGAGCCCCUUGGUUCUAUGCAUAGACACCUGCCCUCUGUGUUUCUGCGUUCUCCUCCAUGGCUCGGGGGUAAGAAUGCCCUCCUACGGGCUCUGGUUGGAUAGUGGUGGCCAAGUCUGUGCACAAACACAUCCUGCAAAUGUGAGGGUGGCCUUAGGUUUCUCCUGAUCCCUCAGAGGUCUGUCAGUUAAGUUUAGUGUGGAUAUUCUGAGCACAGAAUCUCACAUUGGUGUCGACCCCCCAAGGUUAACAUUCAGCCCUUGCAGAAGGACGUUUAGAGAAUAUCAAAGUUGCUCCCGGACGUGGUCUCAGUAAGGAUUAUUUUUGUUAUCUGAACCCAGCCUACACUUUUUUCUCCCACCUCCGCAAAGAUUCUCAGGUAAAACUAAACCAAAGAAAAAUGGUAUACACUCCAAUAAAAGUUACAGAGCUAUUGGUGUUUGAUCUUUUGAGUUAGUUCCACCUUCUGAUGCUUUUUAACUUCUACCAAACACCAAUGUCACUUUAGCAGUCCCAGCCACGUUCCUAUUUGUUCUUAGACUAAAGCAGGCAUCUGAGUCCUCUGAUUACCCUGGAAUGGAGGCACCGUGUUGGUGGUGAGGCCCACAGACAUGGUGGGCUUCCCUCUGGAACAAGAUGCCUGGGGACAGCAGAACAAAUCCUCAGUGAACCCCCAACCCAGCUCCUCCUGAGCCUUCUCUUGAUCUUGAUCUGACCUAUCCUGACUCUUCCAUUAGGGAGGCUUCUAAUUGGAGAUUUGCCUCUAGGAUCAAUGGGUGUAUGCCUAGCCAUUUUUUUUCAACCAUGUCUUUGAUUGUUUUGUAGAUCAUUUUGUCAGCUCCACCGAGAAGAGAGGAGAACUAACCCAGAGAAGGUCUCCUCUGAAUUCCCUCAGCUCAUCCUUCUCAGGUCGAGGAUAACUUCCUUGCAUAUCACUGGUGUCCUUUGCCCAGUGCUUUGCAUGUGAAAUGUGCACAGAAAAUACUUGUUAAUUGAAAGAACAGUAGUGACCCCUGACACAUAAUGACCAGUGUUAUGGUUUAGAUGUGAGGUGUCCCCCAAAAGCUCAUGUGUGAGAUAAAGCUAGAAGAAAUGAUUGGGUUAUGAGUGCCUUAACCCGAUCAGUGAAUGAAUCCCCUGAGGG